GGCACGCACUCGAUUGUAGUGGUUGAGCGCUUACUGUGUGCAGAGCACUGGACUGAGCGUUUGGGAAGUACAAAUCGGCGGCGCCAUGAGUGGAGGUGGUGGAGGUGGCGGUGGCGGCGGCAGCAGCUCAGCCCCCAGCCGCUUUGCCGAUUACUUUGUCAUCUGCGGGCUGGACACCGAAACCGGCCUGGAGCCGGACGAGCUGUCGGCUUUAUGCCAGUACAUACAGGCUUCUAAAGCCAAAGGUGGUGCCAGCCCUUUCAUUUCCAGUGCCGCAGAAGGGGAAAAUUUUGAGCAGACACCUUUGAGGCGAACGUUCAAGUCCAAGGUUCUCGCCCGUUAUCCUGACAACGUGGAAUGGAAUCCCUUUGACCAGGAUGCAGUGGGAAUGCUGUGCAUGCCCAAGGGGCUGGCGUUCAAGACCCAGGCGGACCCCAGGGACCCCCAGUUCCACUCUUUCAUCAUCACCCGGGAGGACGGCUCGCGGACAUUCGGCUUCUCCCUGACGUUUUACGAGGAGGUGACCAGCAAGCAGAUCUGCAGCGCCAUGCAGACGCUCUACCACAUGCACAAUGCCGAGUACGACGUGUUCCACGCGGCCCCGUCGACAUUGGGGAGGGCGGGGGGGGACUCCGAGGACUGCGACGCCACCCCUGGGACCAAACUGCAGCGCUUCAACUCGUAUGACAUCAGCCGGGACACGCUCUACGUGUCCAAGUGCAUCUGCCUCAUCGCCCCCAUGUCCUUCAUGAAGGCCUGCAGGCGGGUACUGGAGCAACUCCACCAGGCAGUCACCUCGCCCCAGCCUCCCCCCCUCCCCCUCGAGAGCUACAUCUACAACAUCCUCUAUGAGGUGCCCCUCCCCCCUCCCGGGCGGUCCCUGAAAUUCUCGGGGGUCUACGGGCCCAUCGUCUGCCAGAGGCCGAGCACCGGCGAGUUGCCCCUCUUCGACUUCCCCGUGAGGGAGGUUUUUGAGCUGCUCGGCGUGGAGAACGUACUCCAGCUCUUUACCUGCGCCCUCUUGGAGUUUCAAAUCCUGCUCUACUCACAGCAUUACCAGAGGCUGAUGACGGUGGCGGAGACGAUCACGGCCCUCAUGUUUCCCUUCCAGUGGCAGCACGUCUACGUGCCGAUCCUCCCGGCCUCACUUCUGCACUUCUUAGACGCCCCUGUCCCCUACCUGAUGGGCCUGCACUCCAACGGCCUGGAUGACAGGUCCAAGCUGGAACUGCCUCAGGAGGCUAACCUGUGCUUUGUGGACAUAGACAACCACUUUAUUGAGCUACCCGAAGACCUGCCUCAGUUUCCCAACAAACUGGAGUUUGUCCAGGAGGUGUCCGAGAUCCUCAUGGCAUUUGGUAUUCCCCCGGAAGGGAACCUGCAUUGCAGCGAAAGUGCCUCCAAGCUGAAGAGCCUCAGAGCCUGUGACAUUGUGUCGGACAAGCGGAACGGGAACCUUGCCAGCUCUCCUUUGAAUUCCUAUGAACUUCUGAAGAAAAAUGAGACCAUCGCUCGGCUCCAAGCCCUGGUCAAGAGGACCGGGGUGAGCUUAGAAAAGCUUGACGUUCGGGAGGAGACCAGUAGCAAUAAGGAUCUCAAAGUCCAGUGUGACGAAGAGGAGCUCAAAAUUUACCAGCUGAACAUUCAAGUCCGGGAGGUCUUUGCAAACCGUUUCACUCAGAUGUUUGCCGACUAUGAGGUCUUUGUCAUCCAGCCCAGUCAGGAUAAGGAGUCCUGGUUCACCAACAGGGAGCAGAUGCAAAACUUUGAUAAAGCAUCUUUCCUAUCAGACCAACCCGAGCCCUACCUGCCCUUCCUCUCCCGGUUCCUGGAGACGCAGAUGUUUGCCUCCUUUGUGGACAAUAAGAUCAUGUGCCACGAUGAUGACGACAAAGACCCCGUGCUGCGGGUGUUUGAUGCGCGGGUGGACAAGAUCAGGUUGCUAAAUGUCAGGACCCCCACCCUGCGGACAUCCAUGUACCAGAAGUGCACCACUGUGGAUGAAGCAGAGAAGGCCAUUGAGAUGAGGCUGGCCAAGAUCGACCACACGGCCGUGCACCCCCAUUUACUGGACAUGAAGAUCGGGCAGGGCAAGUACGAGCCGGGAUUCUUCCCCAAACUGCAGCCGGACGUGCUGUCCACUGGCCCGGCCAGCAACAAGUGGACCAAGAGGAACGCCCCUGCCCAGUGGAGGCGGAAGGACCGGCAGAAGCAGCACACGGAGCACCUGCGCCUGGACAAUGAUCAGAGGGAGAAGUACAUCCAGGAAGCCAGGAACCUUGGCAGCACCAUCCGCCAGCCCAAAUUAUCGAACCUCUCUCCGUCCGUGAUUGCGCAGACCAACUGGAAGUUUGUUGAGGGUUUACUGAAAGAAUGCCGCAACAAGACCAAGAGGAUGCUGGUGGAGAAGAUGGGCCGGGAAGCCGUGGAGCUGGGCCACGGGGAGGUGAACAUCACCGGCGUAGAAGAGAACACUCUGAUCGCCAGCCUGUGUGAUCUCCUGGAGAGAAUUUGGAGCCACGGCCUGCAGAUCAAGCAGGGUAAAUCAGCCUUGUGGUCUCACUUGUUACAUUACCAGGAAAACAGGCAGAGGAGGCCAACGUCUGGAAGUUUAAGUACCUCAGGAAUCCUCCUCGAUUCAGAACGGAGGAAGUCUGAUGCCAGUCCAGCGAUGUCUCCUCUAAGGGUGUCUCUUAUUCAGGAUAUGAGGCACAUCCAGAACAUUGGAGAAAUCAAAACAGAUGUCGGGAAGGCCCGAGCCUGGGUCCGGCUGUCCAUGGAAAAGAAGUUGCUUUCCAGACACCUCAAACAGCUUCUUUCGGAUCAUGAACUGACCAAGAAGCUGUACAAGCGUUACGCCUUUCUGCGCUGUGAUGAUGAGAAGGAGCAGUUCCUCUACCACCUGCUGUCCUUCAGUGCUGUCGAUUACUUCUGCUUCACCAAUGUCUUCACCACCAUCAUGAUCCCGUACCACAUCCUGAUCGUCCCAAGCAAGAAGCUCGGUGGUUCCAUGUUCACCGCCAAUCCCUGGCUCUGCAUUUCGGGUGAGCUGGGCGAGACACAGAUCCUGCAGAUCCCCAGGAACGUCUUGGAGAUGACCUUCGAGUGGCAGAACCUGGGGAGGCUGACCACUGUCCAGAUCGGCCAUGACAACUCGGGCCUCUAUGCCAAGUGGCUGGUGGAGUUCGUGAUGGUCAGAAACGAAAUCACAGGACACACGUACAAAUUCCCCUGUGGUCGGUGGCUGGGGAAGGGCACGGACGAUGGGAGUCUGGAGAGGGUCUUGGUUGGGGAGUUGCUCACGUCGCACCCCGAGGCAGACGAGCGGCAGUCUCGGACCCCACCCCUGCAGCAGUCCCCCAGCAUGAUUAGGAGACUGGUCGCCAUCUCCCCCAACAACAAGCCAAAGUUGAACACGGGACAGAUUCAGGAGUCCAUCGGGGAAGCAGUCAAUGGUAUCGUGAAGCAUUUCCAUAAGCCUGAGAAAGAGAGAGGCAGCCUGACCCUGCUGCUGUGUGGGGAGUGCGGGCUCGUGUCUGCCCUGGAACAAGUAUUUCAGCACGGUUUUAAAUCACCCCGGCUCUUCAAGAACGUCUUCAUCUGGGACUUCCUGGAAAAAGCACAAACCUACUAUGAGACCCUGGACCAGAGCGAGAUGGUUCCCGAGGAGAACUGGCAGACGCGGGCCCGGAACUUCUGCCGCUUCAUCACGGCAAUCAACAACACCCCACGGAACAUCGGCAAGGAUGGAAAAUUCCAGAUGCUGGUGUGCCUUGGUGCCAGAGAUCACCUCCUCCACCACUGGAUCGCUUUGCUGGCGGACUGCCCCAUCACGGCACAGAUGUAUGAGGACGUGGCAUUGAUUAAGGACCACACCCUUGUCAAUUCCUUGAUCAGAGUGCUGCAGACCUUACAGGAAUUCAACAUCACUCUGGAGACGUCGCUCGUCAAAGGGAUCGACAUCUGAGCGCCAGGAAGGGGAAGGAUCUUGGAAGGCGCUCCGGGCGGGACCUAAGAGCUUCCAUCUGGGAAGAAGUCCUGCCACCCUCAGUCGGCUUCGGCUUGGCUGUGACAAGCAACUUUGACUUUUCUUCUUGAAAGGAACUCCACGCCAAGAGCAGGAAAUGGAUAGAAGAUGUAAACUCAGUGUACAAAAAAGAGAGAGGAUUUUGGAAUAAAUAAUCUAUUUUAGAGUUUAUUUGCUGAUUUGCUUUUUACACACUUUCAUGUGAAAGAGAGAGGGAGAUGAGUAUUUUGCAGCUUAUUUUGAAGCUGCGAUAUUUCCUUGCCAUAGAAAACGUGCAAUGAGCCGUCUAGCAUCCUCCAACCCCUGUCCUCGGAUGUGCCGUGUGUGUGUUAUAGAUUGAGCGUCCAUAUCCCAUUGCUGUUAAUAAGGUCACUGGACAUAGUUUUUAAACUAAUAUUUUAUAUAUUAACAUUAUUACCGAUGUUUUGAGUUACUGCAUUUUGACAUUGCUGUGCUGAAAGGGAAAACUGUAAACUCUAUUUUGUUCACCUGGAAUCUCCUCAGAGUGUCGAUUGGUCAGUCGAUCACGUUUCUUUACUUUUAUUGUCAGUAUUAUUUUGGGAGGAACCAAGGACCGAACCAUGCAGUUGUUAAGAGAUCAAAGUUGCAUUUUUCCUCUUGGUACGUAAUUGCACAGGAGAAAACUGUAAGCAUGUAUUUUAAUAGAUUUUUUUUUGGAGGGGGAGGUGUUUUUUUUUAAUUUAUUUUAACCCUCCAAUGUGUUUUGUCAGUCUUUUUUUUUUCUUUUUCUUUUUUUAAAGAUAAAGGAAAUCCCUUUGGCAGUCUAACUGGCUAGAUUAUUGUUGUUACAUUUCUGUUGUUUCGCAAUUUAGAAACCAGUUGCAGUACAGCCCACUUAAUAAAACGCCUGAAACUGAA
Messenger RNA from Tachyglossus aculeatus (Australian echidna), 4906 nucleotides. It is a transcript of the gene DENND5A, whose product is annotated as DENN domain containing 5A. NCBI's taxonomy places the organism in Eukaryota, Metazoa, Chordata, Mammalia, Monotremata, Tachyglossidae. The record is from RefSeq and is a predicted model, not a curated record. Gene Ontology annotation, molecular function: guanyl-nucleotide exchange factor activity; small GTPase binding.